Messenger RNA from Megalobrama amblycephala (Wuchang bream), 2301 nucleotides. Its product is annotated as ATP-dependent DNA helicase Q1-like. Gene Ontology annotation, molecular function: 3'-5' DNA helicase activity; four-way junction helicase activity; nucleic acid binding. Gene Ontology annotation, cellular component: chromosome; nucleoplasm; cytoplasm. The transcript is spliced from 2 exons. The record is from RefSeq and is a predicted model, not a curated record. Bases 1169 to 1654 code for a protein of 161 amino acids. Gene Ontology annotation, biological process: double-strand break repair via homologous recombination; telomere maintenance. NCBI's taxonomy places the organism in Eukaryota, Metazoa, Chordata, Actinopteri, Cypriniformes, Xenocyprididae.
UGAAAUCUGUUCGGAAGAUUGUGUUCUUCAAGGUCGUCUUUGAAAUUCGGAAGCAUUUAUUUCUUUGCACGUCCGGCUUAAUCAUCUAACGGAUGUACAGCAUACUGAUUUGAUUAAUUUGAUUACUGAAUAUGUUACAUUGUUUUCCAAUACUCCUCCUUGUACAAAUUUAAUUGAACAUGACAUUGAUGUGGGAGGUUCAAGUCCCAUUCAUCAGUAUUAAUACUGAGUGUCUGCAAAUAAGAAAAAACAGCUGGAUGAUGAAAUUGAGUAUAUGCUGAAAAAUGGUAUUGCUGAACCUACUUUUUCUAGUUGGGCAUUUCCAUCUUUGCUAGUGAAUAAACCUGAUGGGUCAUUUAGAUUCUGCAUAGAUUACAGAAAGGUAAAUGCCAUAACGAAGCCUGGUUCUUUUCCUCUGCCGCGAAUCGAGGAUCGUGUCAAUUGGGAUAUGUGAGUAAGUUCGAUCUUCUUAAAGGUUAUAGGCAGGUGCCUUUAACUGCAAGGGCUCGAGAGAUUUCUGCUUUUAUUACGCCUUCAGGGUUAUCUUCUUACAAGGUUAUGAGUUUCGGAUUGCGCAAUGCUCAAUGUUUCAACGUUUAAUGAAUCAAGUUAUAUCUGGUUUGAGGGGCUUCACUGUAUAUUUCGACGAUGUUGUUGUUUUCAUUCAAACUUGGGAGGAACACUUGAUUCAGAUUAGAGCACUAUUUGAUCGCUUUGUAUCGGCCAGUUUGACUGUUAAUUUGUCAAUAAAAAUGCGAAUUCGCCAAAGCUACUGUUACCUAUUUGGGAAAGGUGGUUGGGCAAGGCCAAGUACAUCCUGUUUGCUAAAAGGUAGAGGCAAUAGAUAAAUAUUCUACUCCCACUACAAAAAGAGAGCUAAUGCGAUUUCACUAAAUGGUAGGGUUUUAUUGUUGUUUUUGCAGUUGUUUUCUAUGGUGGCAGUGACCUUGACAAUUUUGUUGUGGGAAGGAGCAGAUUUUUGCUGGACACCAGUGUGUCAGCAAGCUUUUGAAAGGGUACACAUGCUCCUUACAGAGGCUCCCAUUUUGGCAGCUCCGAGAUUUGAUCAAGCGUCACUCUAGUGUGGCGAAAGUCCCUUCAAUAUCAACAAAGAUGGUGCACGCGAGACCCGAGAGUUUGUUCUAUUCAGCCAUGAAUUCAGUUUUAAAUGACCAAAAACACAUUGUCAUUAAAACCCCAGCAGCUGACAGCACUAAAAGCUUUUAUUUUAAAAGAAGACGUUUUCGCGUUGCUUCCCACUGGCUUUGGGAAAAGCUUAAUAUAUCAGUUAGCUCCGCUCGUUGCAAAGAUGUCGUUGUGUGAAACUCCUGUUGUGGUCAUGGUGUCUCCUCUACUUGCACUCAUGGAGCAGCAGGUAAUGAAGGCCUUCAAGCUCGGAGUUAUCGCCAUGCAGUUAGGAGUGAAUAGGGACGAGGAGAUUUUCAGCGGUAAAGCAGAGUUGUUGUUCGGUAGCCCGGAGGCCUGGCUGCUGAAUGAGAAAUGGAGACGCUUGCUGUUUAACCUGAAGGAGCUCGUUGGCAUUGUGAUCGAUGAGGUUCAUCUCACUUACGAAUGGUGCCAGGUUGCUAAAGGAGUGAGAGCUGAAAGGAUGGAAUUGCAAGCUGAACCAACUAUUGUAAUUUGGACUAUUUGAAUUGUGGAAGACUCUGUGCUCUUUUUUUUUGGGGGGGGGGUAUGACUGGUCUCCCGUUAUUUCUGCUGUUGUCGACCAGAUGGUGUGGCUGACUUAUCACAAGAAUCUGCGCCUGUUCAGGCUAAUUAAGGGAAUGAUUGGCACCUGUUUCUUCCCUUAUUAAAGGGGAGUUUGUGAGAGUACAAAGAGGCUUGUGUCAUUAUGAGGGGGUUGUGAGAUUUGCUUGCUUCUGUUUAGCUUGUGUUUGCUUUUUGUUCUUGUUUGUUUCUUUUGCUUUUGCUAUUAUUUUGAACUUGGUUCUGUCUGAUAUUUUAACACCAUGUGUCAGACAGAAAUUGGAGUUAUUUUUGUAAGUGAUUUUCUGCUUUAUAUAUUUUUCUAUUUAUGUUAAUAAACUUUUAAGUGUGAAAGAAAACCCACUUUAAGAAUCAACAGGAACUGCCACCUGAAUGUGUGAAAAUUCACACCCAUCAGUCUAAAAUGGGUUCAGAGAUGACCACAGUCCUCUGUGUUUAACUAGUAUGGUCAAACUGAGUUGAAAACUAACUGGAUUACAUUGUCCCCAUGCUGACAAAAGGAUAGUAAUACCAGAAAUGUUUGAUCUUGUGCAUUUUUGGUCCUCAUAAAAAAACAGCUUAUAAAUCACA